This is a messenger RNA of Pseudoliparis swirei, 3622 nucleotides long. It is a transcript of the gene tecrb, whose product is annotated as trans-2,3-enoyl-CoA reductase b. NCBI's taxonomy places the organism in Eukaryota, Metazoa, Chordata, Actinopteri, Perciformes, Liparidae. The record is from RefSeq and is a predicted model, not a curated record. Bases 2210 to 3136 code for a protein of 308 amino acids. The transcript is spliced from 12 exons. Gene Ontology annotation, biological process: very long-chain fatty acid biosynthetic process. Gene Ontology annotation, molecular function: oxidoreductase activity, acting on the CH-CH group of donors.
AACUCGCUUGCCUAUUUAAGGCUCUAUGACUAUGAACAUUGGUGGAAGAAGUUUUCAGAUCUUGUAAAAGUACCAAUACUACAGUGUGAAAAUACUCCAUUACACGUAAAAAACUAAUCAGUCAAAAUUCUACUUGAGUAAACGUAUAGAUAUACUGUUACGCCCCUCUGCUUAAUAUUUUAUUUUUAAUAGGACAUAAAUAGAUUAAUACCGUUAUAGCUGAUGGAGUUUUAGCUAGUUGUAACUGUUCAAACACAGUUUGGUAGUUUAACUAUUUGCAAAGUUUAGAGUUUAAAUCCCUCUCGGGACUGCCCCACCUUUAUUGAGUUACAAGUUCAAACAGGUUGGAAGUGACUGUUUUAAACUUCAAACUUUAAUUUGUAUUCUAAAUUGAUCAUGUGUUUAUUAUUGUAAAUUAUUAAUUUAUAGUUUAAAGUAAUUCAGAACUAUAUAAAUGUGAAAAUGUACAAUAUUUCUCCCUGAAAAUAAGAAAAAAUAAACAGUAGUAACCUAAAUUGAAAAUACUCAAGUAAAGUACAAGUACAUCAACAAUUCCAUGUUCCACGGACUUUACCGAGAUGACAGACUAUAUCACAAGCAGCCCUGUAACCAAUGGAUACACCACAACAAUAGAAAAUAAAUAAAUAAUAAUAAUUAAAACAUAUCCCCAUCAUGGAUCCCUGUCAUAAGAACAUGUUAUAUUGUGGCACUUUACCUUAUCUUACCUGCUCACAACAGGAUGUACAGAACAAGUAGCUGCCAUAUCUGAUGGAAUUACAAACAGCUGAGUAUGCUAAAUCUGACACUGCUGUGCUAUGUAGGUCUAUGUAGUCUUGGAGUCCCUGUGUGUGCAUCUCUAGAUUUUUCAACAUAUUUGAGCAUAUUUGGACACUUGUAUUGCAUGCGCUCAUCUAAUUAAUGCAACUAGUCAGACAUAACAUCACCAAAUGAACACUCAAGACAGGAGAUAACACAUUGACAGCUCAAAAUGGCUAAUACGUUCAGACAUGUUGAAAAUGGUUUUAUUGGACUACAUUCCCAUUGAUUUGCUUCAUUUCAUGAAACACGAUUUUGCGUGACAAGAGUACGAGUGGCACUUGAAGGCAGCAUUUCAGAUUCAAUGUACAACGUACUUAGAUAUGCUCUGACUUUGAGAUUUGUUGGGGCAGGUAACAAUGUGCCGUCAUUAUCAGUGUUCACAUUUAAAAAAAAGUGCAGCUCAGUCUCUGCUUGACAAGUAAAGCAAAACCGGCUUUUCAGGGAGGUGAGAGGCGUUGCCAAAUGAUCUCUGCAGGUAGGAACACUUCCACAAACCUACAGAAACAGUGGCUUUUUAAGGUGUAGCUUCCAUGAUAUUCAUUUGGAAAAGCCAUAAUUCCUAAUCAUGCCCCUUGCAUUUGCAAUCAUCAAUGAAAAUUAUUUUCUGACACAUGUCCCAAUACAAGUAUAUUGGACCACAAGACUUGAGACAAUAAUGACAUAAGAAAAUGACGGGUAAGUGUGCCUGACUAAUAUACAAGCAUGAACGUUUCCCCGAGAAUAACUGUUGCCUUUGGUUUGAGAUUAAAAGUGACACCAUACUAUUAAUUAACAUACAUUUACUUUAAAUCUUUUACUUAUGUCUUUCUUUUCUUUCUUCCCCUUUUUGUCAUUUACGAUGUUUUGGCGCGUUUUUUUGGUUUAGUGAAACUAGAAACAAUCCAAAAAUAAAUAAAUAAGUUAAAAAUAAAUAAAUGGCAAACUGUAUUUUUGAAAUACACUUUAUUACACAAGGAAAACAUAAUCUACACAUACAUGCAUGUACACAAGAAAAAGCAAAAUAAAGAGAUUAGAUAUUGUGCAGUGACUGCAAAAGUAAGACUGCAAAAAUAAAUUGGAAAAAUAAUAGCAUUUAGUCUGCUAAUUAAAUUGUGAAAAGUCAGCAGAUUGAGAACAUAUUUUCUCUACAGUUUAGGAGAAGUGUGCCUCGCUCUGCCGUUGCUGGUUGGAUUAAUAAACCUGCAUACACACGCUUGGAGCUGCUACUCAAAGAGCAAUACAUCUAAUUAACUUAGCAUCAUAGCCUCUCCAUAAGAAGGUUGGGUAGCUGCGACCGCUCCAUCUGCUCAAAUCUCAUUGGCUACGUCCCUGAUAGUGUCGCCAGUUUUGAUUGGCUGCAAAACGGACCUACUCAUCCGGGGUAUUAAGGAAGAGGGUGCUAACUGCCAAGAUGAAGCACUACGAGGUGGAGAUACUGGACGCCAAGACCAAGGACAAGCUCUGCUUCCUGGACAAGGUCGAGCCAAAUGCCACUAUCGGAGAGAUCAAGUCCAUGUUCCACAGGAGCCACCCUCAGUGGUACCCAGCCAGACAGUCCAUUCGCCUCGACCCCAAGGGGAAGUCCCUGAAGGAUGAGGAUGUCCUGCAGCAUCUCCCUGUGGGAACCACGGCAACCUUCUACUUCAGGGACCUCGGAGCCCAGAUCAGCUGGGUCACAGUCUUCCUGACCGAGUAUAUGGGUCCACUCGUCCUCUAUCUGAUGUUCUACUUCCGAGUUCCCUUCAUCUACGCGCCCAAAUAUGACUUCACCACCAGUAAACACUGGGUCGUACACCUCGCCUGCAUGUGUCACUCGUUCCACUUCCUGAAGAGGCUGCUGGAGACGCUGUUCGUCCAUCGCUUCUCUCACGGCACCAUGCCGCUACGCAACAUCUUCAAGAACUGCACCUACUACUGGGGCUUUGCAGCGUGGAUGGCCUAUUACGUCAACCACCCACUGUACACGCCGCCCGCCUACGGCGAGCAGCAGAUCCGACUCGCCCUCGUCAUAUUCCUGUUCUGUCAGAUCGGCAACUUUUCCAUCCACAUUGCUCUUCGGAACCUCCGUCCACCAGGGUCUAAGACCAGAAAGAUUCCCUAUCCAACCAAGAACCCCUUCACCUGGAUCUUCCUGCUGGUCUCCUGCCCCAACUACACCUAUGAGCUGGGCGCCUGGUUUGGCUUCACACUGAUGACCCAGUGCCUGCCAGUGGCCUUCUUCUUCUUGGUGGGUUUCAUCCAGAUGACCGUGUGGGCGAAGGGGAAGCACCGCAGCUACCUGAAGGAGUUCCGCGACUACCCUCCACUCCGCUCGCCCAUCCUGCCCUUCAUCCUUUAAAGAACUCGAAUGCUCCCUCCCUCGCCCAUUCAGCUCUCCCUGCUCGUAGGACCCCCCCCCCCCCUAAAUGAGUUUGUUGUUUUUCGACCCUCCAAACUCGACACAGAAUCUGGCUGGCUGAAGCUAACCGUGUCCCCUUUCCCCUCCUGUCCUCCUGUCUGCGAUCCCUUUAAUAUUGAUCAAAUUGAGUGCAAGUUCUUUCUUUUUUUUCAUCUCCCAUAUCUUUUUUUUCAUCUCCCAUAUAUUAAUCGACUUGUGUGUGCUUGAGCUGCCCCUUCAAACUACUGAAUGACAAAUUGUACAUAAAGGUUAAGAUGUCCCACCACUCUGCCAUCGAAUACUGUGGUUUUGAGGCUGAAUCUGCAUCUGACCGUUUCAAUGGUUUAGUUUUUAUAUCCAUUCAUCUAAAUUUGAAAUAGUGACAGCAUGUCAUUUUGUUGAUGUCUGAAGUAAUUUAUAAUGAAAUAAAAAGGUAAACCAAACGUG